CGUACUACAAACUGACAUUCAGCUUGCCACGCCAACACCCGCUUCACAAUUCAAACGAACGGCAUUUUAUUUUUUCAUGAUUGACCGAAAAUCGUGAAUGUUUUACACACAUUAAAACAUUUUAAACUUGUUAUUUUACCAAAUUGUGUUUCAUUUGCUGUUUAUUGUGCGUGUCGCCAUGUCCCAGCAGCCCAGCACUGUGUUGCGCCCUAAAGAAAAUGCCCUGGCCCAGAAGUCGGAAGCGGCGAGCGCCCUCCUGAACAUGCAGAAAAAGACAUUGGUUCUUCCAAAGAAGCCUACCAGCGAAAAUUCAGCACCAGACAGCAAGUCAAUGAUAGGGCCUCAUGGCCCUGGAAUCCGAACUGCGACGACGACAGCUGGUGGCAUGCGUCUUCCUACUAAAACAGCGCUUGGAUCCUCCCAUUCGGCAGGCUUAACUGCUGCAUCAAAACUUCAGAAACCACUGGUGCCUACUGCGGCUCCAUUGCAGAAAGCAGCUUCAGAGUUUGUGGCUCCCGCUCCGGUGGGACCCAUUAAGAAGGCUGAUGCUGCCUCAGUCCAGAAACCGAGUGCUGGCACAGGAGUCGCCACUGCUUCCAGCAACUCGAGCAGUGCUAACAAAGAGAAAGGAAAGACUGAAACCCAGGCUCAGAAGCCCAAGAAGACGUGGGAGCUGAACAACUUUGAUAUUGGCCGCCAAUUGGGACGCGGAAAGUUCGGGAAUGUGUAUCUGGCACGUGAGAAGGAGUCCCAAUUCGUGGUGGCACUAAAAGUACUUUUCAAGCGCCAGAUCGGUGAGUCCAAUGUGGAGCAUCAGGUGCGUCGCGAGAUCGAGAUCCAGUCGCAUCUGCGGCACCCACAUAUCCUGCGCCUGUACGCCUACUUCCACGACGAUGUGCGUAUCUACUUGAUCCUGGAGUACGCGCCACAGGGAACUUUGUUUAAUGCUCUGCAAGCUCAACCGUUGAAGCGGUUCGAUGAACGCCAAUCGGCCAUAUACAUUCAGGCGUUGUGCUCGGCGCUGCUUUACCUGCAUGAGCGGGAUAUUAUCCAUCGCGACAUCAAGCCGGAGAACUUGUUGCUGGGCCACAAAGGCGUCUUGAAGAUCGCAGACUUCGGUUGGUCCGUUCACGAGCCCAACUCAAUGCGGAUGACGCUGUGCGGCACCGUGGAUUAUCUGCCGCCUGAAAUGGUCCAGGGCAAGCCCCACACCAAAAAUGUUGACCUCUGGAGUUUGGGCGUGCUCUGCUUUGAGCUGUUGGUAGGCCACGCCCCCUUCUACUCAAAGAACUACGACGAGACUUACAAGAAGAUCCUCAAGGUGGACUACAAGCUGCCCGAGCACAUCUCCAAGGCGGCCGCUCACCUGAUUUCUAAGCUGCUUGUCCUAAAUCCGCAGCACCGUUUGCCGCUCGACCAGGUGAUAGUGCACCCGUGGAUUCUGGCACACACACAGUGAUGGGAUGGGACUGUCGAUACAUUAUCGUUUAGCGUUACCUUCAGUUAUUUCCUUUUUAGUUCCGAGUUUGUAGUUUUAGUUCGCGCCGCUUAAUUUGAUAAUGGCAUCUUGAAAUUUUCAAUUAAUUGCAACGAGAAAUUAACGUUUAUGUAUUUAGUUUAUUAUUAUUAUUAUCAAUACCAAUAAAGUUCUGCGUGUGUUUUAGAAUGCUA
This is a messenger RNA of Drosophila serrata, 1671 nucleotides long. It is a transcript of the gene aurA, whose product is annotated as aurora kinase A. Gene Ontology annotation, molecular function: protein kinase activity; ATP binding. The record is from RefSeq and is a predicted model, not a curated record. Gene Ontology annotation, biological process: protein phosphorylation. NCBI's taxonomy places the organism in Eukaryota, Metazoa, Arthropoda, Insecta, Diptera, Drosophilidae.